This is a messenger RNA of Bactrocera latifrons, 2131 nucleotides long. It is a transcript of the gene RpA-70, whose product is annotated as replication protein A 70 kDa DNA-binding subunit. Gene Ontology annotation, cellular component: nucleus. Bases 184 to 2007 code for a protein of 607 amino acids. Gene Ontology annotation, biological process: DNA repair; DNA recombination; DNA replication. Gene Ontology annotation, molecular function: DNA binding. The transcript has 8 exons. Lineage: Eukaryota; Metazoa; Arthropoda; Insecta; Diptera; Tephritidae. The record is from RefSeq and is a predicted model, not a curated record.
CCGCCUGUUUUAAAAUCGAUUGACAGCGUCUGCGAAUAUUUGUACUGAGGUUGCAAAAAACAGUGUAAAUUCUUGUAGGACUACGUAUAUUUGAGAAACUUUUCGGAAAGUAAAAUACAAUUGAAAAUAAUUGAAGUUAACUUUUUGUUCAUUUUAAAUUAAAAAAAAAACAUAUAAUAAAAUAUGACAGGCAUAGCUCCUUUAUCUACGGGCGUUAUAGAGCGCAUUAUGCGAGGCGAGGAAGUAGAUAAGCCUGUUUUGCAAAUUUUGGGAACGAAGAAAAUUACGGGCGGCGAAACCGAUCGUUUGCGUCUACUUAUUUCGGAUGGAAAAUUUAUCAACAGUUAUUCCAUGUUAGCAACUCAACUCAAUCAUUUGCAUGCAGAAGGUAAACUCUCGGAAUACACUAUAGUGCGAGUUGACAAAUAUAUAACAUCGGUGGUCAACGGCAAGGAUGCCGGAAAGCGUGUGCUCAUAAUACUUGAAUUGAGUGUGUUGAAUCCGGGGACUGAAGUCGGUAAAAAAAUAGGUACACCAGUCUCGUAUACCGAAGAAGCCGCGGCACAAAGUAAAGCGAGUACAAAUAACAGUAGUACUGCUACGAAACCUGCAAAGAAAGCAGAUACCAAGCCAUCUCUUUACAACAACAAUAAUAACAAUACUCUGAACCAAUCAUUGACCGCUGGUCUUACUCAUCCUAUCUCUAKCUUGAGUCCAUACCAGAAUAAAUGGGUUAUUAAGGCGCGUGUUACAGCAAAAGGUCCAAUGCGCACCUGGAGUAAUGCAAAGGGCGAAGGUAAACUCUUUAGCAUGGAUUUAAUGGAUGAAUCUGGAGAGAUACGUGCAACCGCGUUUCGCGAGCAAGCUGAAAAAUAUUAUGAUAUAAUUGAAGUUGACCACGUUUACUAUAUAUCGAAAUGCCAACUGAAGCCUGCGAAUAAACAGUUUACCACAUUGAAAAAUGACUAUGAAAUGACACUAACUGGUGAAACACAAAUCCAAGCAUGCGAGGAAGACGACAAUGAUAUACCAGAAAUUAAAUACGAUUUGGUCCCUAUAUCCCAAUUAGCGAACCUAGAGGCGCGUACAAGUGUUGAUACGAUUGGUAUUUGCAAAGAAGUUGGUGAACUACAAACAUUUACCUCUCGCACUACCAAUAAGGAAUUCAAAAAACGUGAGCUGACACUGGUUGACUCCAGUAAUGCUGCUGUGAAUUUAACAUUAUGGGGCGAUGAUGCGGUUAACUUCGAUGGGCACGUGCAACCAGUAAUUUUAGUUAAAGGUGCACGCGUGACCGAAUUUAAUGGAGGUAAAAGUAUAAGUAUGGGCAGUGGCUCGGUUAUGAAAAUAAACCCAGACAUACCGGAAGGUCAUAAGCUCCGUGGCUGGUUCGAUAACGGCGGCGGUGAACACAUUUCAAAUAUGAUUUCCACCAGAACUGGUGGUGCUGGCGGGGGUUAUAGCACCGAGUGGUUAACAUUUCACGAGGCACGCAGCCGAAAUUUGGGCUCUGGUGACAAGCCAGAUUAUUUCCAAUGCAAAGCUGUUGUACAUAUAGUUAAGUGUCAGAAUGCAUUCUACAAGGCUUGUCCGCAAGCGGAUUGCAACAAAAAGGUUAUCGACGAGAACAACGGACAUUAUCGUUGCGAGCGUUGUAAUGCCGUGUUCCCCAACUUCAAAUACAGGCUACUAAUUAAUAUGAGCAUUGGCGAUUGGACAUCAAAUCGUUGGGUUACUUGCUUCAGCGAAGUGGCUGAACAACUGUUGAAUCGUUCGUCACAGGAAAUCGGCGAUUUACUCGAAAACAAUCCACCAGAGGGUGAAGACGUGCUCUCCUCUAUCAAUUUCAAUUCGUAUAUAUUUAAAUUGCGCAGCAAAGUAGAACAGUUUGGUGAUAUGCAACGUAAUAAGUUGACAGUUCAAUCUGUCGCACCAUUGGAUUACAAGGAGUACAAUAAAUAUUUGAUAAACAACCUUAAAGAGUUAACUGGCAUUAACAAAAACUAAUUCAGCUUGGUAUUGUUUACGUGAAUAUUAUUUAUGUUUAUUUCUCUCUGUAUAUGUUAAAUGUUAAUACAUACUUUUAUUUUUUAUUCUUAAAGCAUUUUUCCAAUAUAAAAAUUUAAAUGGA